UCAGAUUAAAAAUCAAAACGCUAGGAAUCCUCUAGAAAGGAACAGAGAAACUUCGAAGGCGAUGAAGUUGGUAUCUGCAGCCAAACGGAGAUGGUUUCUUCAACCCUAAAUCGCGCAUUUCCUCUGUCUUUAGAAGUUGGUUUUCUGACUCAUCGGAGCUUCUCAUGUACUGUUGGUGAUCGAGGCGAUUAGUGCUGAUUCUUCUUAUGAUAAUUUUUGGGUUUUAUAUUCAAAAUUUUUCUGUAACUUCUUCAACAUCUCGGUUGUUAAAUCCAAGGUUUGCGUUCUGUAGCUGUUCGCGAUUUCCAUAGCUGGUUCACAUGAUUUCUAGUAAUUGAACCCGAGAUCGCUUGGUUUUUCUAUGCUCUUUUGAUCUGAGGUCGGAGAUUGGCUUGAUUCCGUUCAUUGAUCUCAGGAUCCUGUUUGUGGUGCUUGGUACUGAGCUUGUUCUUGGAGUUUUAACGUGUUUCUGUUUUUAAGUGGUCAGUACAGUGAGACACCAUUGAUCUUUCAAAUACUAAGGGUGGAGAGAUGAAUAAGAACCAAACAGCUGGGGUAGACUCUGAAGACGACUCUGAUGAUUAUGGCAUUGCGGAAGCAAACUGUGAGCUAGCUAUGGUACAAGGUCAGCUCUGUAGCAUACCAUACGAGCUCUACGAUCUACCAGAUUUAACGGGAAUAUUGUCUGUUGAGACAUGGAACUCAUUUCUGACAGAAGAAGAAAGAUUCUACCUGUCACGUUUUCUACCAGAUAUGGAUCAAGAGGGGUUCAGUGUGACGAUGCAGGAACUUCUUGGUGGUGCCAAUUUAUCUUUUGGGAAUCCAGUGGAUAAGUUUUACAUGAAUCUGAGAGGAGGAUUGUUUACUCCCAAGGUAGCUUGUUGCAAAGAAGCCAUUAUGUUCGUCAAGAGGAACAUGUAUUACUACUCUCUAAAGUUCUAUCAUGAGAAAAUGAUCAAGACAUUCACUGAGAUGCAACGGCUGUGGGAUCAGUAUGGAAAGGAAUUGGGUAGAAACGCAAGACUUCUCCUUUGGUCUGAACGAACACAAACGGGGAAUCUCAAACUGCUGGACCUGAAUAUUGCUCCUUCUGAUGGAAUUGAUGGUGCAUGUAGAUUAACAACUGCCAAUGUAGUGAAACCUAUGGAAAGAAAUAGAACGAAUAGUUUAACCUCUCAUCGCAGUGGUGUCUCCGAGAACCAUCUCAAGAUAAAAAUAACCAAGAAAGGGAUAUUCCGGUACAAUGGUUCCAGCUUAGUUUCCUCUGGACACUAUUAUCAGACUUUGCCAAAGGGUCUUCUCAAAGUAGUCCCUAAAUCUUCUUCUGUCAUUCUUGGGGAAUCUUAUGUACCUCCAGAAAACGAUCUCCUGCAAACUGGUUCAAAGGGUGCUAGAUUUAAAGCCUCUCCAUUCUCAGGUACUAGAUUUGGAAAACCAUAUGGAACUGUUACAUGUUCAAUCACAGAACUCCCGAAUCAUCAAGACACUUCCUUGACCUAUUUGGAAACUACACAAAGAAGCUCAAUCCAGGAGACAGAACCGGUGUUGCAUGAUCCAACACGCACUAUCCCUUUUGGUGCUUCAAAUUACUCCAUCGCAGAACAUAAUCUGCCUACAAAGCAAGAAGAAUAUGUCCACUACCACCUGAAAUCUCCUGGUUUUAAGCCGGGGAUUGUUGAAAGAGGCUCUGAAACAAUGGAAACAAAGAAGGUUUUGUCUGGUAAGAACUUUCAGAGGGAAGCCAAUGUGCCGAGAAAACCGCUGCGUGCUCUGGGCGAAGACAAUCACGCUCGAGAAAACGAUAAUGAUCAUUUGUUUUCCUUGACGUACAAGCGAAGAAAGGUUCAGAGAAUCGGCGUUGCUUGAUCCUGCACUAUAUGACACUCCAAUGUUUCACGUAAUGUACUCGUCCAUAGCCGAAGAUUCAUAAAAAUAUGAAAUGUAAUGCUAAAUGGUAAAAUGGAUGUAUAUGGUUAAAUAUGUUUACUUUUAAAGUUGUACGGCAGUAAAAGAGAGCAUUAAAAAAUUGAGGAGUGAAGUGAAAUAAUCAAUA
This is a messenger RNA of Eutrema salsugineum, 2053 nucleotides long. RefSeq lists its product as uncharacterized. NCBI's taxonomy places the organism in Eukaryota, Viridiplantae, Streptophyta, Magnoliopsida, Brassicales, Brassicaceae. The coding region runs from base 532 to 1866 and encodes 444 amino acids. The transcript has 3 exons. The record is from RefSeq and is a predicted model, not a curated record. Gene Ontology annotation, cellular component: Ino80 complex.